Coffea eugenioides is the source of this 2531-nucleotide messenger RNA. Its product is annotated as protein LAZ1. The record is from RefSeq and is a predicted model, not a curated record. NCBI's taxonomy places the organism in Eukaryota, Viridiplantae, Streptophyta, Magnoliopsida, Gentianales, Rubiaceae. The transcript has 8 exons. The coding region runs from base 213 to 1670 and encodes 485 amino acids. Gene Ontology annotation, biological process: transport. Gene Ontology annotation, molecular function: transporter activity.
UUCAACUCUUUUGUCCAAAAUCAAUCUGACAUCAUCGUCACCAUCUUCAUCUUCAUCUUCAUCAUUCUUUCCAUGGUCAAUUUCAAAUCCCACACAAAAAUCCCAAUGAAAUUCCCGUAAGAUAAACUUCAAUCGCCAGAAAAUUGAGGAAACAGAUAAGGAAGAAAACGAGAAACCUAAGAAAAUCGUAGAUAGUAAUUCAAAGCAGCUGGAUGCAGAAUAUAAUACAAUCUUUCUGCUUCAAUUGGCUGAAAUCCUCAUAUUCCCCGCCCACAUGGGCCGCUGCUAUAGGCGGCGUUUUUGUCAUCGUCACACUUAUUCUCUCCAUUUACCUACUGUUCGAACACCUCUCCGCUUACAAACAUCCGGAGGAGCAAAAGUUUUUGAUCGGAGUCAUAUUGAUGGUGCCCUGCUAUGCUGUUGAAUCUUUUGUGUCAUUGUUGAAUCCAUCAAUCAGUGUUGAUGUUGAGAUCCUUCGUGAUGGCUAUGAGUCCUUUGCAAUGUAUUGCUUUGGGAGAUAUCUCGUUGCCUGUUUAGGUGGGGAGGACAGGACUAUAGAGUUCAUGGAGAGGGAGGGACGUGCAAGUUCCAAAACGCCCUUACUGGAUCAUGGCUCAGAAAGGGGAAUAAUACAGCAUCACUUUCCUUUUAAUCUUUUGCUGAAGCCGUGGAAAUUGAGUCAAUGGGUUUAUCAAGUUAUCAAGUUUGGAAUUGUCCAAUAUAUGCUUAUAAAAGCAUUUACUGCUAUUCUGGCAGUAAUUCUGGAAGCUUUUGGUGUUUAUUGUGAGGGAGAGUUUAGAUGGAACUGUGGGUAUCCCUAUAUGGCUGUGGUUUUAAAUUUCAGUCAAUCGUGGGCUUUGUAUUGCUUAGUGCAAUUUUACAGCAUCACAAAGGUUGAAUUAGCACACAUUAAGCCAUUAGCCAAGUUUCUGACAUUUAAGUCAAUUGUGUUCUUGACUUGGUGGCAAGGUAUCUUUAUUGCCCUUUUCUAUGAUCUUGGCCUGCUAAGAAGCCCUAUAGCUCAAGCUUUGCAGUUCCAGUCAAGUGUUCAAGAUUUUAUAAUAUGCAUUGAGAUGGGCAUCGCUUCUGUGGUUCAUCUGUAUGUGUUCCCUGCAAAGCCGUAUGAGCUGAUGGAAGACUAUUUCCCUGGAAGUGUUUCAGUUCUUGGAGACUAUAUUGGUGAAUAUCCAGUUGAUCCUGAAGAGGUUAGAGACAGUGAGCGUCCUACAAAAUUGCGCCUUCCCCAACCUGAAGUUAAUGUUAGGAGUGGAAUGACCAUCAAAGAAAGCGUUAAGGACGUUUUUGUUGGUGCUGGUGAAUUUAUUGUGAAUGAUGUGAAGUUUACUGUGACACAAGCUGUAGAGCCCAUGGAGAAGGGAAUUUCACAUAUAAAUAAGAAACUGCAUAAGAUCUCUCAGAACAUGAAGAAGCAUGAAAAAGAGAGGAGGACUAAGGACGACAGCUGUAUUGAUUCUCCAUCUCGUAGAGUAAUUCGUGGAAUAGAUGAUCCCCUCUUAAAUGGUAGUAUUAGUGAUACUGGGAGUGUUCGGAAGAAGAAGCACCGUCGAAAAUCUGGAUACACCAGUGCAGAAAGCGGUGGUGAGAGUAGCAGUGAUCUUAGUUUUGGUGAUUAUCAGAUCCGAGGCAGGAGGUGGGUUACCAAAGACUAAUGUUGCACAUGAACAGACAAUUGUGUACAGGAGAUCCCUCGGCGUGAUCUUUUUUCUCCUUCAACGCGAGGACUGCUCUCUUCAAAGCAUGUUUCUGCUACAAUGAAGUUCAAAGUUUUCAUUUUGGAAUUACGUCAAUGCUUGGGUUUUACUCGUAUCAUCCGAUUGAAGUGGCAUCCUGAAAGGGUUUAUGGAGACACUUUGCCGUAUGCAUUACAUCAAACUUAAUAGGCGAAAAGAUUGUACCAUAGAGCUCUCUCUAAUUUGGUCGCGAAGUUUCCAAACCGUAUUAGGAUGAAUUUGCUCAACCAGUUUUUCGAACACUUCUCCUUAAAUGCAAAUCGAUGUCUUCAUUAGGUUGUUGUACCACAGACUCGUUUAGUUUUGAUCAGUUGCUGAGUUUUUCAUGGGCAGGGAUGGAUCAAGACAAUCUAAAGCUGUGUGCGCAACUUUCCAUCUCAUGAUUCUUUUCCAUAGUUGCAGUUCUGACAAGAGGAUUCUCCUCCACGACUUCAAGUAUUGCAUCUUCUGAGGGCUGAGAAUGAAUGGUGCAGUCCAACGAUGCAGGCAAGAUUUGUAAUUUUUCACUUCUAGUUGGUUGUGAUCGAUCUGGAUUUCAAAAAAGGCAUAGCUUCUUUCGUUACUACUGCUAAAUAAAUGUCAAGUGGGACGACCCUCCUUGUGUAAGAUGAUUUUAUCACCUCUCAAAAGAGCUAUCACUUUUCCUAUCGAGCAUGUUCUCAUUUUAUGUAAUGUCAAAUAGGUACCUAAAAGGUUAUGUUUGGUGAGUCAAGUCUUUCUGUAUUUUUAAACAUAAUAAUCAAGUAGCACAUCAUCAUGAUUUUUCCUUUUUUAAGUUAA